This is a messenger RNA of Ochotona princeps (American pika), 1233 nucleotides long. RefSeq names its product zinc finger protein OZF-like. The record is from RefSeq and is a predicted model, not a curated record. Lineage: Eukaryota; Metazoa; Chordata; Mammalia; Lagomorpha; Ochotonidae. Gene Ontology annotation, biological process: regulation of transcription by RNA polymerase II. The transcript is spliced from 2 exons. Gene Ontology annotation, molecular function: DNA-binding transcription factor activity, RNA polymerase II-specific; RNA polymerase II cis-regulatory region sequence-specific DNA binding.
AUGGCUGUUCAGCUGUCAGAGCAAGUAUCACUAAAUGGGCAACACAGACUCCACACAAAAAAAUCUUAUGAAUGUAAGGAGUGUCAAAAAAAGUUUCCUCAUAUAUCAAGCCUAAUCAUACAUGAGAGAGUCCACACAGGAGAGAAAUCUUAUGAAUGUAGGGAGUGUGGAAAAGCUUUUUCUUGGAAGUCAAGCAUGCAUACACAUCACAGAUUGCACACUGGGAAAAAAACUUAUGAAUGUAGGGAGUGUGGGAAAGGCUUUUCUUAUAAGCAACACCUCAUUGCACAUCAGAGAAUCCACAGUGGGGAAAAGCUUUAUGAAUGUACUGAGUUUGGAAAAGCUUUUCUUCAUAAGUCAAGAAUAAUCAUACAUGAGAGAAUCCACACUGGGGGAAAACCUUAUGAAUGUAGUGAGUGUGGAAAAGGAUUUUCUGCUAAGUCAACCAUUAGAUCACAUCAGAGAAUAUACACAGGGGAAAAACCUUAUGAAUGUAGUGACUGUGGGAAAAGGUUUCCUUAUAAGUCAAACCUCAUUAGACAUCAGAGAAUCCACACUGGUGAAAAACCUUAUGUAUGUAGUGAGUGUGGAAAAGCUUUUAAUCAUAAGUCACACCUCAUUAGACAUCAGAGAAUCCACACUGGGGAGAAACCUUAUGAAUGUAGUGAGUGUGGAAAAGCUUUUUCUGAUCAGUCAAGCAUGAUCAUACAUCAGAGAAUCCACACUGGGGAAAAACCUUAUGAAUGUAGUGAGUGUGGAAAAGCUUUUUCUCAUAAGUCAAGCAUUAGAUCACAUCAGAGAAUCCACACAGGUGAGAAACCUUAUGAAUGUAGUGAGUGUGGAAAAGCUUUUUCUUGGAAUUCAAAUCUAAUGGUCCAUCAGAGAAUCCACACAGGGCAAAAACCUUAUGAAUGUAGUGAGUGUGGAAAAGCUUUUCUUCAUAAGUCAAGCAUGAUCAUACAUCAGAGAAUCCACACUGGGGAAAAGCCUUAUGAAUGUAGUGAGUGUGGAAAAGGCUUUCCUUGUAAGCCACACCUCGUUAGACAUCAGAGGGUCCACACUGGAGAAACACCUUAUGAAUGUAGUCAGUGCGGAAAAGCUUUUUCUCAGAAGUCACACCUAAUCAUACAUCAGAGGGUCCACACAGGGGAGAAACCUUAAGAUUGUAGUGCGUAUCUUCAAGCCUUUACUUACCAGACAGGUUUCAUUCAACAUCACAGUAUCCAUACAUGA